Aplosporella prunicola CBS 121167 is the source of this 2952-nucleotide messenger RNA. RefSeq lists its product as uncharacterized. Lineage: Eukaryota; Fungi; Ascomycota; Dothideomycetes; Botryosphaeriales; Aplosporellaceae. The record is from RefSeq and is a predicted model, not a curated record. Bases 1 to 2952 code for a protein of 983 amino acids. The transcript is spliced from 3 exons. Gene Ontology annotation, cellular component: plasma membrane. Gene Ontology annotation, biological process: actin cytoskeleton organization. Gene Ontology annotation, molecular function: protein binding.
AUGGCGCGAGGAGAGAUGGACCAGGCGCGCCCGGGGGACACCCUUUUGGUGAUCCACGAAUUUAACGCGCGGAGCCCCGACGAGUUGACCCUCAAGAGAGGAGACCGCAUAGAGCUCAUUGAGCGCGAUGACGACUUUGGCGACGGAUGGUUUCUGGGAAGGCACUCGCAGAAUGGAGCCACCGGCCUGUUCCCAGAGGUUUAUACACAACUGGCUCCGCGGCCGAGCUUCACUUCAAACCUGCACGCGCGCCCCGCUCCGCAAUACCACGCGUCCCCCGUCCACUCUCUGAACGGGAAAUCGUCUGAACCCGCUCUCGCGACCAUCCAGCGCGAGGAAUCCCUGGUAGAGCCUCUCGCCGCUUCAUUCCACGACUCCUCGGGUCAGAGGUCAUCGUCGGCGCCGAUAGCGCUUCAACCGGGAGGGAAGGCUACGCCGUUUGCGCACACAAUAUCCAUACCGCCGGCGUCGCAAAAAGGUUCGGCCAUGGGGAAUCAGGCUAGCCCUGUUAUGAACGAAACCCUAAGCGUUAUCGACGAGCAUUUGACCGAUAUCCACACACCUCGAACCAGUGGCCCCGCCGGUGACAGGCGCCCAACAAAUGACAGUUCGAGCGAGUAUAGCAGUCACGUCGAUCACCGCCUGUCCUACAUCAACGGCACCGAGACGGACGAAGAAGAACAGAGCAUGUACACCCUCGCCGAGGUCCGAAGCUGGUCGCCCGAGCGAGUCGCGGAGUGGCUAGAGGACGUAGGCGUGGAGAAGCGCCAUUGCGAUGUGUUCAGGGAGCAGGAAAUCUCGGGCGAAGUGCUUUUGGGUAUGGAUCAGCCAACAAUCUUCAUGAAGGAAUUCGACCUGGGUCCCAUUGGACCACGUCUGCGAACGUGGCAAAAGAUCAAGGCCUUACAACAAGAAGUCAGCGACGUACAGCCUGGCGCAGAACAAGCCGAACCCGAUCACAGCGCGACCAAAGCAGCCCGACACCGCAGCUCCUCGAUAGGCACGGUACUCCCACGGAUCCCGAGUUUGAUGGAUCCGAAGAGCGCUAGGCCGUCAAGUAAACAACAGCUCUCCAGAGCGAGUUCGCAGGCGCAAUCGGGCAGGUUAGGCAGUGGGGUCGCUCCUUCCUCUCCCGCAACUCCUGGAUUGGGGCACUCGCGACGUCCCUCGGCCGCGUCGGUACGCGAAUACAAUCAACACCGCCGACACUCUUCCAUCGAGUUCACGCCAGAACCUGCAACGCCAACCACCAUUACCACGAAACCCUUGACUGCGUCACCUACCGCACAUCGCAAAAUUCCAUCGUUCGAUCGUGGCUGGAUCAUGGGCGAUCCCAAGCCCCCGUCGCGCCCGGCUUCUUCCGCGCAAAUGCGACCAACCACCGGUGAGGAGAGUCCUGGGGAAAAUGUUUUGGGGCCUAAUGAUCUUGACCGUGGCUAUUUCUCAGGAAACGAGGCCGAAACACGCAAACACAGAAACGUUCUCCGAAAGAGCCACAGCCCCACACGUUCGCGCACGGGCAGCAUCAGCAUAGACGGAAGGCGCUUAUCGGCAGCGUUUGGAAAGAGGCACUCCAGAGUAGGAAGCAAAGACUCAAACAACGAGAAUGUCGAACCCACCAUUUUCAUCGACGAUAUCCAGUCGAGCCCGAGCCCGCGGAGCAAGAGCGCCCGUGCGGCCAGCGGUCCCGAGCUGAGGACCGGCUCUCCCAGAAUCACAAAAGACCGCUCCCAGACAGUCACCAAGCUGGAUUACGGCGCACCGAGCAUAGACGCCAUAGCAUCCUCGCCAAAUCUCGUCGGCAGCGACACCGAGUCCAACGGACGCGCCUCCCCACCACCGGCAAUCGCACGGCAUCCCAAGCAGCGCGCGACCGGCCUUCGCGCAAUCUCCGACGCAAUAUCCGGCAACAUGCUCUCUCUCGGCAGCAUAAGAAACGCCCCCGCUUCACCUACCGUCAAGGACGCACCCCCGAGCUCUCCCGCUCGCACGGGAUCCAGCACGCCCUCGGCGACAUCAAAAAGCUUUGAACUCAACGAACCACCGCACGAGGUUCUUCGGUCCGCCACUGGUAAUUCCAUGACCCCCAGCACGAGCUCUGGCGGAAACAACAACGGCAAGAAGAAGUCGAAGAAAGAAACCAGCGCCUACCAGAGGGGACUGGAACAAAAGUCGCCGCAGGAACAGAUAGAUGGUGCUGACUACAGUGGUUGGAUGAAGAAAAGAUCGUCUAACAUUAUGGCCACGUGGAAAACUCGAUUGUUUGUGCUCCGCGGCCGACGGUUGUCGUACUAUUAUUCUGAAUUCGAUACCGCCGAGAAAGGUUUGAUCGACAUUUCGGGCCAUCGCGUGCUGCCCGCCAACAAUGAGCGCAUGGCGGGGCUCCACGCCGCCGUGACCGGCGCCAAGUCAUCCCCCACGUCCCCUCAAAACGCUUCACUGGCGACGGCGGCGUCCACGGACGCGGCCAACGCGCUGGACCGUCAGGAUGAUGCUUCGGGUAUGUUCAUCUUCAAGCUCAUGCCGCCGCGAACCGGCCUGUCCAAGGCAGUCAACUUUACGAAACCGACCGUUCACUACUUUGCGGUCGACAACGUGCAGCAAGGAAGGCUUUGGAUGGCCGCGCUGAUGAAGGCGACGAUUGAUCGAGACGACACUAAAGAGGUCGUCAGCACUUACCAACAGAAGACCAUUUCGCUCGCCAAGGCGCGGCAGAUGCAGCAGCGACCGCCUAACCUCAUGGGCGAGGAUGGCGAGGAGGACGAUCGGAUUGAAGAAGCGCCCGAGGAGGAAGACGCGGGCUUCACGAUAGCGGGCGCUGACCAAGCGGAGCCGUCGCUGCGAGACACGGUACGCUCGAGCAGCAUUGAUGCCAGCGACGCCACGACGGGAGCGGCCCCCGAGUCUACCACGACGACGUCGCUGGCAAGUGAGACGGAGCAGAAGGAGUGA